CGCGGCGCGCGCGCGCCGCUUCCAGGUUCAGUUUCAGGGUCCCGCGGGCGCCCCGGUCCUGGGGGCUGGGGGCGGGAGGAAGGGGUCCCCCCCAGGGCCUCAGCACUUUCUGGGGGACCCCUGGAGCUCCUCCUCCCCGCCAGGAAGAGGAUGGGCAGCGGACACAGCGGACUGAACUGCUGUCACCCCCAAAAAAAGAGACACCAAGAAGUCAGUCAGCCUCCCCAUCCAGAGCCACAGGAACUGGGUCCCCUCCACAAGGAUGCAGCCACAACUGUCCAGCUGUGUGUGUCUGAGCAAGUCCAACAGCACCAGGAGGACAUAACCAGAAUUCUCCAGCAACAUGAAGAAGAGAAGGCAAAAUGGGCUCAACAGGUGGAGAAGGAGAGGGAGCUAGAACUUCAAGAGAGACUGGAUGAGCAGCGAAGCACCCUGGAGGGAAAGCAUGAAGAGGCCCUGCAAGUCCUCCGGGCCUCCUAUGAGAAGGAGAAAGAAGCCUUUACCCACUCCUUCCGGGAGGCCAAAGCUGCCCUUCAGGACACCAUAGCCAGACUGACCUCACAGCUGGAGGCCUUUCAGGCCAAGAUGAAGAAGGUAGAGGAGUCCAUUCUAAGCCGGGACUAUAAGAAGCACAUCCAGGAUCAUGGGAGCCCCAGCCCAUUCUGGGAACAAGAAGUGGAGAGCUUGCACUUUGUCAUCGAGAUGAAGAAUGAGCGGAUUCAUGAGCUAGACAGACAGCUGAUGCUCAUGGAAACAGUGAAAGAAAAAAAUCUGAUGUUAGAGGAAAAAAUCACGACUCUACAGCAAGAGAAUGAAGACCUCCAUGUCCGAGCUCGGAACCAGGCAAUGGUGUCAAGGCAACUCUCAGAAGAUCUCCUUCUAGCCCGCCAGGCCCUAGAGGAGGAGGCACGGAUAAGGCAACAACUACAGCAAGAGAAGGAAGAGCUGGUGUACCGGGUUCUGGGGGCUGACGCCUCAUCUACCUACCCGCUGGCCUCUGUCACUCCCACAGAAAUCUCCUUCCUGGCCACAUAGCAAGCAGGACAUGAGCCCGCCAUGAUGCCUGUGGCCAUGCUGCUUCCUUCCAGAGACUGUGGAGAAGACAGCAGGGCCUCUCAGGUUUCUUCUCAGGAAGGAACAGGAGGCAGGGGAGUCUGGAAAUAAGCAUACCCAAGGAGCCUUGGGGAUCUGGGGUCAUAAAAACAUCCUUUGGGGGAGCUUUGGAGACCCUAAAGAGUGUUGCUCAUCCAGUUGGCUGAGGGAAUGAGCAAGGAGAGUCUUUUCCUCUCAGACCCUGCUCGCUGCCCAAAUCAGACCACUCUGAGGUCACCCCACACCUGACAAAGAGGCGGCCACCCCAGCUCCAGCUUGUCAGUUUUGCUGUCUAUGCACCUGCUUGUCAGUUUCCUCCAGGUGUUUCCACAUCUGCUCUGGCUCUCAGCCUCAGUUUACCCCUGCUCUAAGACAGUUGAGGUUGACUGUCCAAUGACUCAAGUCACUCCAGGACCUUCUGAAGGUCAGACUGGGAGUUAAAGGGGGAUUCCACAUCCUGGGGGUCAGAAGGGAAAGGUGAGUAGUUGAGAGGAGGUCCCUUGCAGGUUUGGGGGCUGGCUGGCAGGCACCCUGUAACCACUCCUGAUGCCAGAAUGGUCAGCUCACCGGCAGUAGCUAAGCCCCCACUGCCUUCGCCAGGCCUAUAUCAGCCCUCAGCCUUCUGAUUCCUCCAGUCUUCGUGACAGCUGGAUCCAGGGAUCAGGUUAAUGAGACUGUCAACAGGCUGAGCUGAAAUCUCAUUUUUGUGCAGAUUAGGAGAGCAGAGCACAGACUCUGCCAAGUCAGGACCGGAGCCUCCUCUGCCCUCCAGGGCUUUUGCUGCUUCUGAUUUUCUUCCAGGCCCUGGGAAGGUCCAUCUGACCUAGCUUUUAUCUACCUUCCUCUACCUGCCAGCCUAUCCUCUAGUCUCUCUUCUACCCCUAUUCUGUGCCUUCUCCUCCUCCAGCCACCUGACCCAGGGCCCUGGACCCUGGGCUCACACAGGGCUCUCAGCCUCUCCCCAUCGGUGAAUAGGGAUGGUGGCAGUGACUGACCUCUCAGUCUGUGGAUUUCACAUCCUUCUCAGGAACUUCAGGUCUGCUGGAGACUGUAAUUACCCUACUGUAACCUCUGCCCAUAGCAUUGUCAUCCAUGGUGGCUCACGCCUGUCAUCCUAGCUACUCAGGAAGCUGAGAUCUGAGGAUCAAGGUUCACAGCCAGCCUAAGAGGAAAGU
Perognathus longimembris pacificus (Pacific pocket mouse) is the source of this 2267-nucleotide messenger RNA. RefSeq names its product coiled-coil domain containing 69 (gene Ccdc69). Gene Ontology annotation, cellular component: cytoplasm; nucleus. Bases 151 to 1035 code for a protein of 294 amino acids. Gene Ontology annotation, molecular function: microtubule binding. Lineage: Eukaryota; Metazoa; Chordata; Mammalia; Rodentia; Heteromyidae. The transcript is spliced from 9 exons. The record is from RefSeq and is a predicted model, not a curated record.